AUGGAAAGAAACGCUCCUGCACGCACGACUCAGACUGAGAUGGCUGGAGGUCCCCCCCAGCUAGCUGGAGGCUCGCCCCAGCUGCAGACAUGCGACGGCUCGCCCCAAAGAAAGCGAAGGAGCGGAGGUGAAGAAGCGCCGCGCAAGCAGCAACGCAGCUCCAAAGAUUUAUCCCCUGUUUCAAUGGGCGCUGAAACUUUGACCCUCGACUUUUGGGAAGACAGAGACAUAGAGGUGGGCGAGGACACCCAGCAAUUCCCUGAGAAUCCAUCGAUCGACUAUGAGCUUGCAUACACAGACUGGAUGUUGUCCCAGUUGUCUGAAAAGGAUGGCACGUGCAAGUGCAAAUGGGUAACCCAUGGCACUCGCUGGCAUCGAUGGCCAAUCCACAUAGCAAUGCCAUGCUGCGGAAUAGACGGUGCUGGUUGGUCACUCCGAGCUAUGGGGGUGCCCUUUACACCAAACAACGUAUACGACCUGGAGACGCGAUACAAGGAGUACUGGCAGGGCAUGGUUGAAGAAGGCUCGCCUCUUCAUUUCGGAAAGCACAAUGGUGACAUUGUCCAGGUCCAGCUGUCGGACUUGGAGCGCCCGGUGCAUGUGCUUUGCAGUGGCCCGCCAUGCCCGCCUUGGGCAGGAAAUGGCAACAAGAAAGGUGUGGAAGACUUCCGAGCAAAAGCUUUUCUGGCUAUUGUGAAUAUAGUGGCUUCGCUAGCCAAGUGUGGUGAGCUGCAAGCAGCGAUCUUGGAAAAUGUCCAAGGCAUUUUACACCGCCAAGGUGGCGAAGAAAGUUUCAUGUCAAAGCUUCUGCACAUUUUGCAAGAAGAAGUGCAGGAAUUUCUCUGGCAGGUGGACACCCUCAAGGCGGUGGACUACAAGCUAGCACAGGACAGAACGCGUGUGUUCUUGCGUGGGAUCCGGAGCACGUUGUGCCCAAGCGGGGCGGCGCCACCUCCACUACCCCCAUUUGGCCACAGAGUGUUGACAGACUUUCUCGCGUCAAUGCCUUGUGUGGACCGUAAGAAGCUCACAAAGUGCAUGGCCCAAAACUUGAAAGACAGCCAAGAACAACUGCGGAAACUUUUGCAGGAAGGUCGCCUCGUAGAGACAGAUGUUGUCUGCUUCCCACUGGACCGCGCAGAUGGCAAAACAUACAAGCGGCAUAUCAGCGUCAAUCGUACACCAACAUUGACCACCUCGAAUUCAUACCUGUUUGUGUCAGACAUGAAGGUGGGCCUCCCAGAUCAGCAACGGACACACUUCCGUUUCUUGCAUCCGCAUGAGCGGUUUGUUUUGCAAGGUUUCAACGUGGAAGUCGCCGAACAAUUCGCUUCCAGCCAAGCCUUACAAGUCAAGGCAGCAGGAAAUGCCUAUCCAAAAGGAGAAAGGGAGCUGGAGUUCCCCACGCGUUUCCAUGAGCGUUUGGCUGACGCCAUGUACGGUGCUGGGAAGAAAACCAAACCAAAGAAGGCAGGACAUAAGGUGCUCAAACGACCGGCUGCACACCAAGCAUCAGAGAAACCUGCAGACGAAAAAUUGGACAAAACCCACCCUGGGCCCCAUGACAAGGAGCAACAUGACGGUGGUGGGGCACAGCCUUUGGGUGAAGAACGUGCGGGGCCUUCCACCAAGAAGCGACCUGCCAGCACGGCAAGCAUCGGAAGGCCCUGUCAGAAACCAAGACUCCCUGCCGCAUGGCGCCUGCGUGGCUUUCUUUCUUCCUCAAGCUCUGACUCCGGCUGA
Cladocopium goreaui is the source of this 1743-nucleotide messenger RNA. NCBI's taxonomy places the organism in Eukaryota, Dinophyceae, Suessiales, Symbiodiniaceae. The record is from the annotation of a GenBank genome assembly.